AAAGAUGACACGGGGAAUAGAGAAUCCAAUUCCUGAACCCCCUAGAUCUUGAGUAUUAAAUGCAAGAAAAGACCAACCGUGAGAGAUGAGCCCCCCCCUCCCCCCCAACACAUUGUUUCAUUUUUCUACUCUCGUUGUCCCUUAGAACAGGGAGAAAAUCAUGGCAAAUUUCCCUACUACAAAUCUUUCUCUUCCUCCCACACCAUAAAAAAAAAAAAAGUCUCUAGCAAGAACCAACUCCACUUGUGAACAAAACCAGCAAAUCCAACAAAGCAGAAAAGCAGCCUACCAUUAGUAUAACCAAAAGCGGCGUCAAUUGGCAAUAAUACUGUAAUCACUUUGGCUUGAGACUUGGGUUUGAUUAUCCUUCAGAGAGUCCCAGAAGCAGAGAAAGGUCAUCAGUGAGAUGGAGAUUGAGUUGGUGCGAUGUGAGUGCUGCGGAUUGAAAGAGGACUGUACCCAGGACUACAUUAGUGAGGUGAAGGCAAAAUUCGACGGGAAAUGGCUUUGUGGCUUGUGCUCAGAAGCUGUUAGAGAUGAGGUGAGUAGGGGGAAGAAACCAUUUGGAAUGGAAGAAGCUGUAAUGGCUCACAUGUCAUUCUGUCGGAAAUUCAAGUCCAACCCCGCAGUCCGAGUUGCGGAUGGGAUGAGACAGAUGCUCAGGAGGAGGUCAGGGGAUUUUUCUUCCCCAAAAUCAUCAUCAUCAUCUUCUUCUUCUACUUCCAAGAAGUACCUGAGAUCGGCAAGCACAUCGCAAGUAGGUGAUGAAUCAUCAUUCUCGCUUUACUAGUUACAGAAACUGGGUGAGGAGGGGGACCUCUUCUCGGUUUGAAUAAGUAUCCAGCUUUUCAUGGCCAAUUCUCUUCUUCUCUUGUACAGAGAAUGUAAUUCCAAUGGAGGCUUGAUGCUAGUUCUGUUUUUUCUUAAGUUGGGUAUGUUCUUCAUCGCUUUUUCCAUGUUUCCACUCUAGCUACAUGAGAAAGAGAAAAUUUUAUCAGUAGACUUACUGAAACUUGCCAACUAUAGAAGAGAUGAAGAAAAAACACAUAGAAUCCUGCUUUCCAAAACAAAUAUAAGAAAGACUACUGGAAAACCUACCUAUCUUUUCAUGUCUUUCACUAGUUAUUAUUGCCCAACAAAUUAGGUAAAGAAACGCCACUAAAAAACCCAGUUUUGUUUUCUUCAGAGUUGAGUUAUUUCUUCCUUGUUAAGCUUACUUUCUGUUGGGUGUUUCUAUUAAUCUUGCUACUGGGUUUUCUUUGCCA
Nelumbo nucifera (sacred lotus) is the source of this 1265-nucleotide messenger RNA. RefSeq lists its product as uncharacterized. The record is from RefSeq and is a predicted model, not a curated record. Lineage: Eukaryota; Viridiplantae; Streptophyta; Magnoliopsida; Proteales; Nelumbonaceae.